AGAAGCCCAAUUCAGUAAACCUCAUCUUUAUCUCUCCUCUCUUGUAAAUGUGUGGUCUGUAACACUCCGUCAAAGCAAAGGUUCAAACGUAGCCAACCCGACCAAAAGUUAAAAUAUCUCGCACAGAAUCUCCCACUUCGCGGUUCUGAUUCAAUACAAAUCAACUGUCAGGGAGUGAGAGAGAGAUAGAUCGAGAGAGGAGGCAUGGCUGCUUGUGUUGUAUGGGGAACCACCUUCAAGAUUGCCUCGCCGGCUACCGGCGCUGCCAGCGGCGGCGGGUUGUUGUUCUUGCGGAAGUGCCAGACGAAGAGGAAUGGGUUCAGGUGUAGUGGUAGAAUGAGAAGAGAGCUGAUCGUCCGAGCAAAUUCUUCAGAUUCCGACUGCAAUGCGGAGGAAUGCGCACCGGAGAAGGAGGUGGGGCAGGUGAGCAUGGAGUGGGUAGCCGAGGAAAAAACGAAGGUGGUCGGAACGUUCCCGCCGAUGGCCCGGAAGAGCGGCUGGACUGGGUACGUUGAGAAGGACACCGCAGGGCAGACCAACAUCUACUCCGUCGAACCCGCGGUGUACGUGGCCGAGACCGCUUUCAGCUCCGGAACCGCGGGUUCCUCUUCCGACGGAUCCGACAACAACCUUGCCAUCGCCGCCGGCAUCGGUCUCAUCUCGCUCGCCGCCGCGUCCUCCAUUCUCCUCCAAGUCGGGAAGAACACCCCUCCGUCAAUCCAGACGGCGACGGAAUACUCCGGCCCCUCGCUCAGCUACUACGUCAACAAGUUCAAGGCCGACGAAUUGGUCCAAGCUGCCUCCGUCCCAGCAGUGGAAAGCGCUGAAACGUCUCUACAAACGGAGGAAAGCCCCGUUCCGGCGCCAGAAGAUUCUCCGGCGGAGGUUGCCGCGGUUCAGCAGCCGGAGAGUACACCGGCAUCAAGUUAAUUUUGACACUCGUAGUAGGGCAAUAUAUUUAAUUUCUCUAUUAACGUGAGAUUACUAGAAGUUUAAUUUGUUUUUGUUGUUUGGAAUACAAGUACACAUUUAAAUUUUGUUUUAUUA
Molecule: messenger RNA, 1047 nt
Organism: Ipomoea nil (Japanese morning glory)
Lineage: Eukaryota; Viridiplantae; Streptophyta; Magnoliopsida; Solanales; Convolvulaceae
Exons: 1
Coding region: 205-930 (241 amino acids)
Biological process (GO): regulation of protein complex stability
Cellular component (GO): chloroplast thylakoid membrane
Source: RefSeq, a predicted model, not a curated record